Molecule: messenger RNA, 1738 nt
Organism: Ostrinia nubilalis (European corn borer)
Lineage: Eukaryota; Metazoa; Arthropoda; Insecta; Lepidoptera; Crambidae
Product: transcription factor glial cells missing 2-like
Exons: 4
Coding region: 146-1504 (452 amino acids)
Biological process (GO): gliogenesis; regulation of transcription by RNA polymerase II
Cellular component (GO): nucleus
Molecular function (GO): DNA-binding transcription activator activity, RNA polymerase II-specific; RNA polymerase II cis-regulatory region sequence-specific DNA binding
Source: RefSeq, a predicted model, not a curated record
GUACUACAUGGAUGGGCCACGCUAAUCGUGCUUUUGAUUUGCGAAAAAUAAUAACUAUUUUCUCAAAUACUGGAGUUGAAGUGUUGUGUAUUAGUGAACAGUGGAUACAAUUUUCUGUUUGUGCUGCUGACCGCCUUAUUUGGAGAUGGUGAUCCUUACCAGCAGCCGCGCGGACAUGUCAGACGGCCCGGCGACGCCUGAGUGGGACAUCAACGACGCAGUGGUCCCUCGGGUAACCGCCUUCGACCCCUUCGGAGAGUGGUGCGACGGCCACGUGAGGCGCGUCUACCCUCCAGGCUGCGAGGAAGCCAGACGACACGCCUCUGGAUGGGCCAUGAGAAAUACCAAUAACCACAACGUCCAUAUCCUCAAGAAGAGCUGCUUGGGUGUACUGGUCUGCUCAGCAAGGUGUAGACUGCCUGACGGCUCCCGAGUGCAUCUGCGACCCGCUAUAUGUGAUAAGGCGCGAAAGAAACAGCAAGGCAAACCCUGUCCCAAUCGGAUGUGCAACGGCGGCCGUCUAGAAGUCCAGCCGUGCCGAGGUCACUGCGGGUACCCAGUCACGCACUUUUGGCGGCACACAGAGCACGCCAUCUUCUUCCAAGCAAAGGGCGCCCACGACCACCCUCGCCCUGAGGCCAAGGGCGCCAGUGAGGUCCGGAGGACCAUGGGCGCGGGCAGACGCGUGCGAGGCCUCGCCCUGCUGCUGGCCCGUGAGGCCGCCAUAGCAGAUAAAAUACUCACAGUGAAGCCUGAUAAGCAAAUGCCGCAGAAGAUCUGCACGCCACAUCCACAGCCGCCGCCGCUUAUACCGGAUAAUCAACGAGGAUUGACGUGCACAUGUGGUCCUUUCGAAUGCUCGUGUCGCUGGCGCACUGAGCAUCCCACAGAAGCGUACGCGGCACCCGCGUGGUCGCCGGCGGAGGCCCACGGAUACGGCGCCUACGCCCCGCCCGCGCCCCCUGCCCCGCUACAACAGCAAUACGACCCCACAGCACUCCCGGCCGAAGACAUCUUCCACCCCGAAGAAAUAUUCCAGCUAGACCAGCCCAUUCGCCUCGACUUCCCCAUGGAAGAAAACACCCUGGAAUCCCCGCCCACGUUCGCAGACCUCAACGACAAUUCCAGACCCGAAGACGCCUACUGGCUCGACUGGCAGCGAGCGCCCGGUGGUUCAGAAUCCAGCGAAACCCCGUCACCUGAACUCUUCACCCAUGGUUAUCAGCAAGCCGAGGCGUACUGCGAGCAGCAGAACUAUCCGACACAGAUGUACUACCCCGAGGAAGCUCAGUACUAUCCAACAGAGAGUAGGACAUCGCCUGUCAUGGAUAUGCAGGACCAGCGGUACUACAGGUACCAGGACUGCGGCCAGACCAAUAUGGAGAUGCAAGCCAAUUGGAAUUACACCGAUUGUGCGUUUCCCUCCAACGACGCGCCCGAGUGCAAACAGUACUUUGAUGUGCAACACCAUCAGGCCAUGAACGCCUUUAGUGCCCUGUUAUAAUAGUUAUUUUAGCAAUAUGUAAAUAACUCUGUACAGUGUACAUUCCUAGUGAUUAUCGUUUUUGUUAUUACAUACUUAAAAAUUGGAUUGUAUGUACUACUGAUAUGUCUAUAUUAGGUGUAUCGCUAGCUGCAGCCUUUGGUUCCUAUGUCAAUGCUAAUAACAUUAAAUCUCGAUAUUGUUAAGACUAAGAAUAAGUUCGAUCUGUGAGGAAAUAAAAACACAAUUUGUACA